This is a messenger RNA of Pocillopora verrucosa, 3095 nucleotides long. Its product is annotated as polypeptide N-acetylgalactosaminyltransferase 11. Gene Ontology annotation, cellular component: Golgi apparatus. Gene Ontology annotation, molecular function: polypeptide N-acetylgalactosaminyltransferase activity; Notch binding. Lineage: Eukaryota; Metazoa; Cnidaria; Anthozoa; Scleractinia; Pocilloporidae. The record is from RefSeq and is a predicted model, not a curated record. Gene Ontology annotation, biological process: protein O-linked glycosylation; regulation of Notch signaling pathway.
UGUCUGCUGCAAUCAGCGAUAUUCUAUCAUGUAACUCACGUACAUGCAAAAAUUUUCUUUCUCUUGGCUGUGUCCCAGAGAGGAGUCUUAUUGCUGUACGAAACUGAAGUUUCUCUUCGGAGAUAAUUGCAGGAAGAAGCGAGUUUCUUUUGACAAAGUGAGUUUCUCUUGCGUUUGAAAUCAACCAGAUGUGGAAAGCGUGAUCUACAGAACCUAUGUAGCGGCGAAAGGAACAGGAAUGUGUUUGCAUUUUGUAGGGAAAUUGUCUACUUUCUCCACUAGAUGACGCAUGAUUCAAAGAUCAGACGAGCAAAGAGGAAAUUUUUCGAUGAAUCAAGUUAAAAUAAAGUUUUUAAGGAGGACUUCAUAGGCCUGCAUAACUCAGCUGACUGAAUGCUUUAUUCAUUGUCAUGGAGGCAGCUGAUCUUGUAUCGUAGAAAAUUAAUUUUGUCCGCUCAGUGAGGGAUGUGCAUGCAUGUACAUUAUGGCUUACAAAUUACCAACACGGUAUUUUAUGCUGUGUUCUUUUAUGAUUCUGAUGUUUUGGAUGUUAUUAAACGUGGUUUCUUUUAUGUAUUUGGGGUCGAACGAUAAAUAUUUAACCAAAGGAUACGGUAGACAUCUUCAAAACGACAGCCCGUCGGAUGAUUUCGAGAGAGAGAUGAUAGCGCAAGAGAAGGACCCUAGCACUUUGGGUUUAAUUCGAAAUAAGGAGGAUCAGAGAAUUAGAGAAAACGGUUACGAGAAACACGCUUUUAAUGAACUUGUUAGCAACAGAUUGGGGUUUUACCGUGAAAUACAGGACACUAGACACGAAUUGUGUAAAUCAAUGACAUACUCUUCAAAUCUACCAUCAGCCAGUAUUAUCAUUUGCUUUCACAAUGAAGCAUGGUCAACAUUAUUGAGAACUGUACACAGUGUCUUGAACAGAACAGCGGAAAAUCUAGUUCAUGAAAUAAUCUUAGUUGAUGACCAUAGCAGCUUAGAAACAUUGAAAGAUGAACUUCAAAAUUAUGUAAAAAAAUUACCAAAAACCAAACUAUUGAGGACAGCUCGACGUGAAGGUCUCAUAAGAGGGCGAAUGAUAGGAGCAAAGAAUGCAAUUGGUGAAGUGCUAGUAUUCUUGGACAGUCAUUGUGAAGUGAAUAAAGAUUGGCUUCCACCACUUCUGGAGAGGAUAAAAAAAAAUCCAACUACAGUUGUUUGUCCAGUGAUUGACAUGAUUAAUACGGACACCUUUGAUUACCAGUCCUCUCCCUUGGUGAGAGGCGGUUUCAACUGGGGUCUUCAUUUUUCUUGGGAGCCUGUGCCCAAGCAUUUGCUUGUGAAGCCUGAUGACUAUGUUCUGCCCAUUAGAUCACCUACCAUGGCUGGAGGCUUGUUUGCCAUGGAUCGUAAUUAUUUCAAUCAGCUUGGUCAAUAUGAUGAAGGAAUGAAUAUUUGGGGAGGUGAAAAUCUGGAGAUCUCAUUUAGGAUCUGGAUGUGUGGUGGUUCCCUUGAGAUCAUUCCCUGCUCUAGAGUUGGACACAUAUUUCGUAGAUGGCGCCCUUAUGGAUCAGAUUCACAAGGUGACACUAUGUCAUACAACUCAAUGAGGGUUGCGGAAGUAUGGCUUGAUGACUACAAGAAGUAUUUUUAUCAAAUCAAGAAAGAUCUUGUGGGUAAACCCUUUGGGGAUGUAAGUGCAAGAACUGAGCUAAGAAAGAGGUUGAAUUGCAACAGUUUUAAGUGGUAUAUGGGAAACAUUUACCCUGAACUGAGACUUCCUGAAGAAGGUGUUGGUGGUAAUAGUGUUAUCUGGAAUGCUGCAUCACGAAAAGAUAAAGUGAUUGUUAAUAAAGGAAAUCUCCAGAAUGUUGGUAGCCUCUUGUGUCUUGACAUUCCUGGACAGUCAAGUGAAAAGCAAGCCUCUGCUUUGCUACGCAAUUGCAAAGAGACCCAUGCCAAGGUUUGGUCACUCAAUCAAGACAAUGAAUUGAAAGUGGAUCGCUUGCUCUGCCUUGAAGUAACCAGACAAGAGAUGUUGAAAGUUAUGAAAUGUCAUGGACAAGGAGGAGCUCAAGAAUGGCGGCAUAAUAAGACUCUGCAGUUGUACCACAGAGCAUCUGGUUUGUGUAUGAUGUCUACCAAAAAAUCAACUGUGAAGAUGGAAAUCUGUGAUGAUAGCCUCACCCAGAAAUGGUACUUCACAACUGACUAAGGAGGAGAAACUGAUUUAAAGAAGUCAGGCAAACUCAUCUGUGGGAGAGUAUGUGAUAUCUUGAAAUAAUGUCAAGCUGAUAGAAGGUGGAAACCCAUGUUAGCUGUCAGACCAUUUUUCACCAGCUAUGUUUUGAAUUGUGAUUAAAUAGAAAAUGAGUAUUUUUUAAAUGAUUCUAAUAUCAAUGUAUGGCCAAAGAAAAGUUUCUCAAAUAUGUCCCAGAAUGCUGUAAAUCAUAUCUCAUCACUUUACUAUUUAUUGAUAUUGUGAGAAAUUACUUUUUUUGGUCAUUCCUGUUUGUGAAAGAGUUUAAAAAGGUUACAAUAGGCUUAACUCUUUAACUCCCAGAUCAAAUUUGUAAUUCUCCUUACUGUUAACCAUACAAUUCUUAUGUUAGUUCAGAGAAUUUAGUUCUGGAUCUACUAAUCAUCCCCAAAUUUAUAUAUUUUUCUUUAUUCUCAUUUCUUAUCUAUUAGAUGUUGUAUUGAUAUUGUAAGGAGAAAUUCUGUCUUGGUCACUCAUGAGAGUUAAAUGGUUAAGAUAACACUUUUGAACUGGCUCACUAAUUUUAUAUUCAGACUUCCAAUUAAGUGGCCUUUCCCUUCAAGGUUACCUGGACAUCUUGAUGUAAAACAUGGAUACUGCCUCAAAAACUGAAAAAUUGUAAACAAGUCUACAGACUAUAAAAUGUAAAUUUAAGGAUCUCAUGGUUAUAUUUUUGUCCAAGAAAAAAGAACUUGAAAAAAUUUGUUCCCUUCAAUUCCUACACAAAAAAUGACAUUGAAAUUUACCGCAAAGUUCUCCUUUCUCUAUUGAACAUUACGAUGUAAACAAUUUAUCAUUUUAUGCUUAAUUCAUGGAAGGAAAUUAUUGACUGUAAAUUGUAUUCUAUUUA